Paramecium primaurelia is the source of this 1689-nucleotide messenger RNA. The record is from the annotation of a GenBank genome assembly. Lineage: Eukaryota; Ciliophora; Oligohymenophorea; Peniculida; Parameciidae.
AUGAGUAAGUGUGUUAAUUGCUAAUAAAGAACUGGUGAAUUUAUUUGUAUCCAGCCAGAAUGUGUUAAAAUUCAAGGUAAUUAAAUGCUUUGUUUCUAAUGCUAUUGUUAAUCACAUUCAAAACAUACACCCAAAAAUUUUUCAGAAAUUUACUCAUUAGCAACAGAUAAUUGUAAUAAGUAAAUCCAAUCCUUGGAAUAAAUGAUUGAAAAAAAUACUAAAGAAUUAAUCUAACUUGAAUAGUUUCUAGAUGAUUAGAAUCAAACAUACAUAGCCUGGAAUGAUUAACAGAAAAAAUCAAUAAAAGAAUGUAUAGAAUAACAAAAUAAUAAACUCUAAUCAAAAAUCAAAGAGGCAUAAUAGAUAUUAUAAUAAUAAAAUCUUGAUUCACUUUUGAAUUAUUGCUUGAUUAAUGCGAAUUAAUAGGAAGUAGACUAUUAAAAAGCAGAAGAAUAAUCUAAUAUUGAAAGAUAAUUCCAAAUUAAUGAAAUCACAGCAAGAAUUAAUUUUAUAAAAGACUUAAAAUUUUCCUUAUCUGAUUUAUCAAAUAUAUUUAUUAAUAUGCCUUUACCAAGUAUUCCUAAGGCACAAGAAAAAUCAUUCGUGAAAUAUUAAUAAUGUAAUAAUCAUCAAAAACCUUAAAAGUAUCUUUGUAUGCAUAAUGAUUGUAUCUCAUAGAAAUCAACAUAUCCUUUUUAUUGCAAAAACUGCUUUUUAAAUGAUCAUAAAUAACAUGAUUACAAGACAUAUGCAAAGAAAUAUAAGUUUAUCAAGUAAGAAUAAGAUGAGAAGACCUUAUUAAUUACUUAAGAAUAAGAAAAAAUCAAGUCAUAUAUGUAAUAGGAAUUUAAUAAAAACUGUUAGUUGAUUUAGAAACAACUAUCAGAAAAAAUGAAGAAAUAUGAUUAAAUUAAAAGUAAUAUGUUAAAAAUAAAGGAAUAAUCAUUAUAACAUUUAAAUAAAUUAAUUAACUUUAAGUUCAUUUAAAAUAAUAUUAAUGCAACUUUACUUAGAAAAAAAAUAAAAGAUAUUAAGUUAGAAUAUUCUAUAGAAUAUAAAGGCUUUUGUUAAAAAAUGUCUAUUGACCUUUAAAAAGAGGAAAGAGAAGUGCUUUCCUUCACUGCAAAAUUAGAUUAGAAAUAUGAAAAAGAAUAAAAUGAAAUCAGUCUUUUUCAUUAAGAACUCAAAUCUAAAAAAGAAGAAAUUGAUUAAUAGAAAAAUGAACUUAAGUUAAAAAAUGAAGAAAUUGUAAAAUUGAAAAACUAACUUAAAUCUAAAAAUGAAGAGGUUUAUAGAUUGGAAAACUAACUUAGAUCUAAAAAUCAAGAAAUUAAUAAAUUGCAAAUUUAACUUAACCUAAAUUCAACAAUCAAUAUCAAUUACUAAAAUUUUUUUUUCUAAAUAUGUAACUAACUAAAGAACCUUAAAAUGUUUAUGGAUAAUUUUACAACUAAAACUUUUGAGAAUAGUUUUAUAGAUAUUAAAAAUCAAAUUAAUGAAGCUUAUGAUAAUAUCUUAAAGAUAACUAAUUAAUUUAAUUAAAUUUCCAAUAGCUAUAGCUAUAGCUAAGCAAUAUACCAACAAAAUAAUUUUCUAAUUCAAAAUUACAAUUAAUAUAAUAAUACAGUUAAUCAAUCAUAUCCAAUUUCAUAUUAAUCACCGAAUUAAUAUCAAAUUUAUUAUAAUUGA